AUAUUAUCGUCAGGACAACCAGUCACGGUAAUGGAAGACCCCUGGAGAGCUAAUCGCUGCUAUCCAGCCCUGAACUCUUCAUGUACAAAGUUUGUCAGGUCACAGGCACUAUACAUCAUCAUGUACAUAUUUUUGUCUUCAAUAUCUGUGUCCACUGUUCUUCUAAAUUUGCUGGUGAUCAUCUCGAUUUCUCACUUCAAGCAGCUUCACACUCCAACCAACCUGCUGAUCCUCUCUCUUGCUGUGGCAGAUUUAUUGAUCGGACUGACUGUCAUGCCUGUGGAAGGGUCACAAUUAAUUGAAACAUGCUGGUAUUUUGGGGACACGCUGUGUAACAUAUUUCCGUUCAUUUAUUCAGUGGCUAUUUCAGGAUCUCUGUGGAGCCUUAUAUUAGUUUCCAUUGAUCGUUUCAUUGCCAUCAGUGAUCCUUUAAGGUACUCAUUGAAGGUCACACACAACAAAGUCGUUAUAAUUGUUGUUCUUAGCUGGUGUUUUUGUCUACUUUAUAUUUUCUCCUUGCUUUAUGACCACCUUACUGAAAUGGAGCCUCACAGGACAUGUCACGGAGAGUGUCUGCUCACAAUCAGUUUCUCAUGGAUUGUUGGUGGUGUUUUUGUGUCAUUCAUUGUGCCUUGUUCCACGGUUAUAAUUUUAAACAUGAAAAUAUUCUGUACAGCUAAGUAUCAUGCAAAGGUGAUUAACUCUGUUACAGAAAGAGAAAGGGCUGGUAACAAGGACACAAUAACAAGUAAGAAAUCCAGCCGUAAAGCUGAAAAAACAAUAGGGGUACUCGUUACAGUUUAUUUGCUCUGCUAUAUGCCAUAUCAUUUAAGCAUUUUUGCAUACGGCACUGACUCAUUAUCUUAUCUAUUUAAAUGUCUUGUAUGGAUUAUGUAUCUCAACUCCUGCAUGAACCCAAUAAUAUAUGCUUUAUUUUACCCAUGGUUUAAAGUCUCAACCAAGCAUAUCAUCACCCUUGCAAUACUUCAUCCAGGUUCCUCUUACUUCAAUAUGCAACAUUCAAUGGAGAAGGAUUUCCUUGCUGAAGAGGUGACUAUUGAUAUCCAGCGCCAUGAGGAGAUUAUGAAGAUAGUAGAGGAAAACACCAAAAAGCAGCAGGAUAAAAUUAGGGGGAGGACAACACAGAAGGUUCACUGGAUCUUGCCACCGGGGGCCCUGGUAUGGCAGAGGAAAGUGAGGAGCCAACAGAGGAAAGGGGGGAAACUCGACCCCGAGUACUUGGGACCUUUUUCAGUGGCAAAGGUUGAGGGGAAAAGUGUUGACCUGAUUGACAGCAAUGACUGCACUUUCCCUAGGGGGGCGCUUCUGAGGACGAGGGUGCCCGGCGACGUGGACGGCCUCGACGGUGAGGGGCUGGUCGACUGGGGUGGGUUUGAUGGAACUCAGCGAGCAUCGUGGGAUCCAAGAUGUCAUCACGGCUGA
Molecule: messenger RNA, 1443 nt
Organism: Alosa alosa (allis shad)
Lineage: Eukaryota; Metazoa; Chordata; Actinopteri; Clupeiformes; Clupeidae
Product: trace amine-associated receptor 13c-like
Exons: 3
Coding region: 31-1443 (470 amino acids)
Biological process (GO): G protein-coupled receptor signaling pathway
Cellular component (GO): membrane
Molecular function (GO): trace-amine receptor activity
Source: RefSeq, a predicted model, not a curated record